Messenger RNA from Jaculus jaculus (lesser Egyptian jerboa), 833 nucleotides. It is a transcript of the gene Ccdc92b, whose product is annotated as coiled-coil domain containing 92B. The transcript has 4 exons. Bases 87 to 833 code for a protein of 248 amino acids. The record is from RefSeq and is a predicted model, not a curated record. Lineage: Eukaryota; Metazoa; Chordata; Mammalia; Rodentia; Dipodidae.
UCCGCAGACCCCGCGCGGCCCAGGCCCGGCGCCCCCGGACGGCCGCUCUCCCGGGUCCCGCAGGUGGGGCCCAGGCCUGGGUUACCAUGGAUACCAUGUCCCUGGAGCAUCAGAUCCAGAGUGUGCAACGCCACAUCAGCUUCCUGAAAAAGGAGCAGAUGGCCCUGCUUCGAGACCUGCACCUGGAGAUCCUGAGGCUGCAAAAACGCUGCUCAGAACUGACUCAUGACUUGGAAUUGAGGGAGGUCCAGUCUCACCAGCAAGAGGAAGAGUCCCGGGAGCUGGAGAGCAAGUGCCGCGCGCUGGAGUCGCAGCUGGAGGCCCGGGCGGCGGCCAACGCGGAGCUGCGGCGGGAGGUGGCGCAGCGCGAGGCGCUCGUGUCGGCGCUGCGCUGCAGCCUGCGCGCCGAGGAGCGCCGCUUCCUGGAGGAGCUGCGGCGCCGCAGCCACCGCGCCACCGUGCUGGGCACCGAGCUGCAGAAGCACACCGAGGCGGCCGCCUACCUCUCCUGCCAGCUGCACGCCGCGCGCCACAGACUGCAGGCCCCGGCCGCCGCCGCCGAGCCCCGGCCCCGCCGCCGCCUACCGCGGGCCCGCCGCCCUCCCGACUCGGCCGCCAAGGGCCCCGGCCGGGACUGGGCCGCCGGCGCCCUGGACGACGCGGACCCCAUGCCGGACCCCGCGCUCUUCCUCUACCCCCGGAGGCCCCCGCGACCCGGUGGCCGCAGCCCGCGCCACCCGCCCCUCCAGGAGCCCCGGGACCAUGACGGCCCGCAGCCCGGGCCCUGCGGAAGCCCGUCCUCCGCGCCCCGAGCGCCUGGGCUCCCCGAGUAG